Messenger RNA from Caenorhabditis auriculariae, 330 nucleotides. NCBI's taxonomy places the organism in Eukaryota, Metazoa, Nematoda, Chromadorea, Rhabditida, Rhabditidae. The record is from the annotation of a GenBank genome assembly.
AUGAUCCGUGGACUGAUCCUCAUCCUUCUGGUGGCCUUCGUCCUGGCUGACGACGUCGAGAAGCAGCUGGAGCAGGUACCAGAAGCUCCAGAAGAAGUUCACACGGACCAGAAGAAGCCGGAAGACGUCGUCGUCGUUGGAGAUUCACAAGACGUCGAUAUAAACCAGAAGAAGCCGGAAGACGUCGUCGGGAGUCCAGAAGAGGUCAAAGAAGGCCAAGAAGAAGGUGACUCAUCGAGUGACGUCAUUCUCCGAGCCAAACGGUACUACGGCUGUUGUGGCUGCGGAGUUUCUCCGGCUCCGAUGGGCGGUUGCGGAUGUUGCGGAUAA